This is a messenger RNA of Phragmites australis (common reed), 1023 nucleotides long. RefSeq names its product senescence-specific cysteine protease SAG39. The record is from RefSeq and is a predicted model, not a curated record. Gene Ontology annotation, molecular function: cysteine-type endopeptidase activity. Gene Ontology annotation, cellular component: lysosome. Lineage: Eukaryota; Viridiplantae; Streptophyta; Magnoliopsida; Poales; Poaceae. The coding region runs from base 1 to 1023 and encodes 340 amino acids. The transcript is spliced from 2 exons.
AUGGCCAUCCCCAAGGCUUUGCUUGUUGCUAUCCUCGGAUGCGCCUUCUUCUGCAGCGCUGUGCUCGCAGCACGCGAGCUGAGCGAUGACUCGGCCAUGGCGGCGAGGCACGAGCAGUGGAUGGCCCAGUACGGCCGCGUCUACAGGGAUGCUGCCGAGAAGGCGAGGCGGUUUGAGGUGUUCAAGGCUAAUGUCAAAUACAUCGAGUCUUUCAACGCUGCGGGGAACCGCAAGUUUCGGCUCGGCGUCAACCAGUUCGCUGACAUCGCCAGUGACGAGUUCAGGGUGACCAAGACUAACAAGGGCUUUAAACCAAGUGUGGUGAAGGUUCCUACCGGAUUUAGGUAUGAGAAUGUCAGCAUCGAUGCGCUUCCGGCAACUGUUGACUGGAGGACCAAGGGUGCUGUCACUCCUAUCAAGGAUCAAGGCCAAUGUGGUUGCUGCUGGGCGUUCUCAGCAGUGGCUGCAACGGAGGGCAUCGUCAAGAUCAGCAACGGCAAGCUCGUUUCUCUCUCGGAGCAAGAGUUGGUGGAUUGUGAUGUCCAUGGUGAGGACCAGGGCUGCGAGGGUGGUUUGAUGGACGACGCAUUCAAGUUCAUCAUCAAGAACAGUGGUCUGACCACCGAGUCCAGCUACCCUUACACGGCGGCGGAUGGCAAGUGCAAGGGCGGAUCCAACAGCGCCGCAACCAUCAACGGCUACGAAGACGUGCCGGCCAACGAUGAGGCUGCCCUCAUGAAGGCGGUGGCCAACCAGCCCGUGUCUGUGGCAGUGGAUGGGGGAGACAUGACAUUUCAGUUCUACUCUGGUGGUGUGAUGACCGGCUCCUGCGGCACUGACUUGGACCACGGGAUUGCAGCCAUUGGUUAUGGAAAGACCAGUGAUGGCACAAAAUUCUGGCUGAUGAAGAACUCAUGGGGCACGACGUGGGGAGAGAAUGGUUACCUGAGAAUGGAGAAGGAUAUUUCGGACAAAAGAGGCAUGUGUGGCCUCGCCAUGGAGCCUUCCUACCCCACUGAGUAG